GAGUGCUAGUAUCGAAAAAUAAAAUAAUGAAAUAUUACGAACCAAUGUUAAUACAUGUAAAGCUAAUCAAAACGAAGAAAAUAAAAUAACAAAUGAUAUAUCUACAAUAUUUAAAGAAAAUAUUGCAAAUAGUGAACAAAUAAUGUCGCUCGAGAGUUCACUUGAUUUGGACAGUGACAAAUAUGUUCAAGAAGCAAUAACACCUAUUGAAUCAGAAAAGGAAUUAUUGGAGAACGACAGAAAAAAAUUUUGCUCAUUGAAAAGAAAAAGUGUUGAGCCAUUAACAGGCUCAAAAAGAUUUUGCAAUCCACGUUUCAUUGGAGAUCUUCACCGUGAAGAUUUUAUUUCUGAUGCAAGUUAUAAUAUAGUGAAAAAUUAUUAUCAGGAAUCAAAGAAAAAAUUAAAUACAAUGAAUCGACAAAUUAAUCGAUUAACAAAAAGAAUGGGAAGCUUUCAAGAAUUAUUAACUCACCUCAAGGAUAUUGGAUUAUCUAAAGAAGCCUUAAAUGCUAUACAGUCUAUGAUUGUCGCCAACUUUUGCGCAUCGCGAGCGACGAAAGUAGAAACUUGACCAAUCUCUUGAGCGACAUCGCGCCGAGCCUCGCGACGGAUGUGACGUUCGGAAAAGCAGAGCUCUUAUUGGAUAUCGCCCAUCGCUCAUCGCUCAUCGUGUCCAGUGUGCGAAGGCCAUUACGGUAUCAUUUCAUCUUUGUUGU
Formica exsecta is the source of this 716-nucleotide messenger RNA. RefSeq lists its product as uncharacterized. The record is from RefSeq and is a predicted model, not a curated record. The transcript is spliced from 5 exons. Lineage: Eukaryota; Metazoa; Arthropoda; Insecta; Hymenoptera; Formicidae. Bases 143 to 571 code for a protein of 142 amino acids.